GUUCCCUGAGCGACGCAGCGUCGUCAUCUCUCUCUCUCUCUCUCUCUCUCUCUCUCUCUCUCUCUCUCUCGAGCGCGCGCGCACACACACACACAGAGGGAGGUGAAUAGGUGGCUGCAUCAUUCCGGAUGGCUGCCUCCGGAUCAGCAGCGGAAGGAGGAGAUGAGCUCGAGCUCGAAACACGGCUCAGCAGCCUCGUCUCACCUAACGGAAGAACCCCAUCCUCGGCUUGAGGUUGCAAGAAUUUACCACUGGAAUUUUGGGACCAUGGAUGGAAUGCCAUCUUACUAAUGAAAAUGAUUUAGGCAUCUUGAACCCAAUCUGUGGAGCAUCUAAGUAAAAAAUCGAAUUUUCUAGCAUAUGCUGUGCGAUGGUAACAUAGCCACGAUGCUGGCCACUCCGCAAACGCUUUUCUUUAACCUAGGUUAUUAAACUAUCCACGACUUUCCCCCACACAUGUACGCCGUUUGCCAUGAAUCUGGCUGUGAAGCUGCGGAGGAAUUUAAGGAGGCUGGUUAUCCUCCUCGCCACCUUCUGCAUGGUCAGUGUCAUAGUAUCUGCCUACUAUCUGUACAAUGGCUCUGCGCAGGUGUUGGACCUGACGGACCAUGGCGUUGGCCCCGACUGUGCCGAACUCCGGGUGCUUCCUUUUAGACCGGCUGAGCUGCAGAUGCCUAAACCCAUGGACCCGUCAAGAAAAGACCCAGUAGUAUUGGUGUUUGUGGAAAGCCAGUACUCCCAGCUGGGGCAGGACAUCAUUGCCAUCCUAGAAUCCAACCAGUUUCGCUAUCAGGCUGAGAUCGCACCAGGAAAAGGGGACAUUCCUCCACUGACCCAUAAGGGCCGCGGGCGAUAUGCUUUGGUCAUAUAUGAGAAUGUGCUCAAGUAUGUGGGUAUGGACACUUGGAACCGUGACCUUCUGGACAAGUAUUGCAUAGAAUACAGCGUCGGGCUUAUCGCCUUUCACCGUGCUAGUGAGAACUCGCAGCCAAGCAUGCACCUAAAGGGCUUCCCUCUAACCCUACAAACCAACGUACCCUUGUGUGACUGCUGCGUUAAUCCCCGCUCGCCGCUGCUUUAUAUCACCCGAGCAGAAGUGGAUCGAGGGCCACUCCCAGGUGAGGACUGGACCGUGUUCCAAUCCAACCACUCCACGUAUGAGCCAGUGCUACUCGCACGAUCACGCCUUAGUCCAGAUGAAGUCAAUGGAAGAAUGUUAAGUGGCCUCCAGGCUACUGUGGUUCAGGACUUGGGACUCUAUGAUGGGGUUCAGAGGGUGCUCUUUGGGCAAGGCCUGGGCUACUGGCUUCAUCGUCUCAUACUGGUGGACGCCAUCGCAUACCUCACGGGCAAGAAGCUGUCACGAUCAUUGGAACGGUACAUCCUGGUGGACAUCGAUGACAUCUUUGUAGGAAAGAAAGGCACAAGGAUGAAAGUGGACGAUGUGAAGGCUCUCCUAGAGACACAGAACAUGCUACGAACUCAGAUCUCGAACUUCACAUUCAAUCUCGGAUUCUCCGGCAAAUUUUUCCACACAGGCACUCAGGAGGAGAACGAGGGCGACGAUCUCCUGCUGAAGUACGUGAGCGAGUUCUGGUGGUUCCCUCACAUGUGGAGUCACAUGCAGCCUCAUCUGUUUCACAACGAGUCAUCGCUGAUGGAGCAGAUGAUCCUCAACAAGGAUUUCGCAUUGGAGCAUGGGAUUCCUGUAGACAUGGGCUACGCUGUAGCACCUCAUCACUCGGGUGUGUAUCCAGUGCACAUGCAGCUGUAUGAAGCGUGGAAGAAAGCGUGGGGAAUCCGAGUGACCAGCACUGAGGAAUAUCCUCACCUGAAACCUGCACGGUACCGCAAGGGCUUCAUCCACAACCACAUCAUGGUGCUGCCACGUCAGACCUGUGGCUUAUUCACACACACAAUCUUCUACAAGGAAUAUCCUGGAGGCCCAAAAGAGCUGGAUAAGAGCAUUAAAGGAGGAGAGCUUUUCCUGACUGUUCUCCUAAACCCCAUCAGUAUCUUCAUGACUCAUCUGUCUAACUAUGGGAACGAUCGAUUGGGUCUGUACACUUUCGUGAACCUGGCCAACUUCCUGAAGUGCUGGACCAAUCUGAGACUGCACACACUCCCGCCUCUGCAGCUCGCACACCACUAUUUUACCCUGUUCCCAGAGCAGAGAAACCCACUCUGGCAGAACCCAUGUGAUGACAAGAGACACAAGGAUAUCUGGUCUAAAGAGAAGACCUGUGACAGGCUCCCCAAGUUUAUGGUGGUUGGACCUCAGAAAACUGGCACCACGGCGCUCUACCUCUUCCUCCUAAUGCAUCCGUCCGUCUCGAGCAGUUUCCCCAGUUCUAAGACCUUCGAGGAGGUGCAGUUCUUCAACACCAACAACUACCACAAGGGCAUCGACUGGUACAUGGAUUUUUUUCCGGUUCCAUCAAACGUCAGUACGGACUUCCUGUUUGAGAAAAGCGCCAGUUACUUCCCUUCAGAGGAGACGCCCAGACGAGCGGCCGCCCUGCUACCCAAAGCCAAAAUCCUCACUCUGCUCAUCAACCCGUCUGACCGAGCCUACAGCUGGUACCAGCACCAGAGGGCCCACGAGGACCGGGCAGCGCUUCGUUACAGCUUCUACGAGGUGAUUUCAGUUAAUCAGCACGCUCCAUCAGACUUAAGAUCUUUGCAGAACCGCUGCCUCAUUCCCGGCCUCUAUGCCACACACCUGGAGAGGUGGCUCACCUACUACCCACCUGGCCAGCUGAUGAUAAUAGAUGGGCAGCAGCUCAGGAAUGAUCCAGCAGCCGUGAUGGACGAGGUGCAGAAGUUCCUGGGCGUCUCUCCAUACUUUAACUACUCGCAGGCUCUCACAUUCGAUCCUCAGAAGGGUUUUUGGUGUCAGCUGCUGGACGGAGGCAGGACUAAGUGUUUGGGCAAAAGCAAAGGUCGCAAAUAUCCUCCUAUGGACGCUGAGUCUCGCCUUUUCCUCUCUCGCUUCUACCGGGAUCAUAACAUCGAGCUGUCGAAGCUCCUCCACAGACUCGGUCAGCCUCUCCCGGCGUGGCUCCGUGAAGAACUGCAAAAAGUCAGGUAGCAUUUAUUCCACUAACCCCCGACGCUCUUCGGGUCAAAGGUCAAGGGUCGUGACCAUAAAAAAAGGACAAUGCACCCCGGAGGAAAAGAGGACAGAAAUGUUGGACAGAGAGCCAGUGAGUGCAGUGCUGGAGUGUGGGAGAGAUACUGCUAAGGCAAUACAUGAAGAAUGGAGUGGGAACAAGAGAGAAAGAUAGAAAGCGAGAGAGAGAGAGAGAGAGAGAGAGAGAGAGAGAGAGAGAGAGAGAGAGGUUUCAUUCUAUAAUUUUAUUCAAACCCAAUUCCAAAGCGAAUGGUGUAAGCAGGGAAUUCUGCCACAUUUCAUUUCUCUCUCAAACUAAUAAAUAAUCGGUUUCAAUGUUUUUUCUAUUAAUACUGAAUGAGAAUCAGGUACUGAGUUUCCACAGGCUGCAGAAAUAAAACCAGUUCUCAGUGAUGGUCUCAGCUGCAGAAACUACUGUUACAGCUCCAGGCUUCAGUCUUCAGUCUCGGGUCAUCAUCUUCAUCACACGCAAAAAUCCAACAAGAACUUUUUCUUUUUCUUCAACGCCAACCACUGCUUGUAUUCUCUUUUUUCUCACUUCAACAUGGACCUUUUUUUUUAGAAAACAGCAAGCAAGAUGAUGUCCAGAUCGCAGCUCUGGAGGUGAAGCUGCAGGUGAACGGAGCUUCUAAAUCAAGUUGUAUUCAGUGACAAUGAGAUCGAAAUAAAUCCAUUUAUUCUGAAUUAACACUGAAUGGAAGAGCGCACUGGUGAUGCAAUGCUGAGCGUGUGUGUGUGUGUGUGUGUGUGUGUGUGUGUGCACGCAGGCCAGAGUUCCCCUGUGUGAAAAUGUCCAGCUUUCUUUUUCAGAACUGCUGUGGAAAUCUGUACAGAAUAUAUUAUAAAUAUGUAUUAAACACUGGAAAUAUGUUUUAAUAA
Silurus meridionalis is the source of this 4012-nucleotide messenger RNA. It is a transcript of the gene ndst3, whose product is annotated as N-deacetylase/N-sulfotransferase (heparan glucosaminyl) 3. The coding region runs from base 473 to 3091 and encodes 872 amino acids. The record is from RefSeq and is a predicted model, not a curated record. Gene Ontology annotation, molecular function: heparan sulfate N-sulfotransferase activity; deacetylase activity. Gene Ontology annotation, cellular component: Golgi apparatus. NCBI's taxonomy places the organism in Eukaryota, Metazoa, Chordata, Actinopteri, Siluriformes, Siluridae. The transcript is spliced from 14 exons.